This is a messenger RNA of Lodderomyces parapsilosis, 1341 nucleotides long. It is a transcript of the gene FTH2, whose product is annotated as Fth2p. The coding region runs from base 1 to 1341 and encodes 446 amino acids. Gene Ontology annotation, biological process: iron ion transmembrane transport. The transcript has a single exon. Gene Ontology annotation, cellular component: high-affinity iron permease complex; fungal-type vacuole membrane; plasma membrane. Gene Ontology annotation, molecular function: ferrous iron transmembrane transporter activity. Lineage: Eukaryota; Fungi; Ascomycota; Pichiomycetes; Serinales; Debaryomycetaceae. The record is from RefSeq and is a predicted model, not a curated record.
AUGGUUGAGAUUGAGGAUUACUUUUCGAUACAGAUCUUUUUCAUUAUUCUUCGGGAAACUUUGGAGUCUGCAAUUAUCAUUUCAGUACUUCUUUCAUUUAUAAAUCAGCGAUCUCACAAGUCCGACGCCAAAACCACCACAAGUACCAGUUCAACGCCUAGUCAGUCAAGCACUCAUCUACAACAAGUUCAACGAAAACUAAAGAUUCAAGUAUGGGUGGGUGCAAUUUUGGGACUUGUGAUUUGCUUUUUGAUUGGGCUAGUAUUUAUUUUAGCAUUUUAUUUCAUUGGGAAAGAUUAUUGGGCAUAUACGGAGCGUGUUUGGGAAGGGGUGUUUUCGAUAUUGUCAAGUAUAAUAAUCACUGUAAUGGGUAUUGGAUUAUUACGUAUUAAUAAAGUCAUGAAAUUGAAAUGGUGGAUCAAGUUGGGUGAUGCAUAUAAUCAAGAGGGAGACGAAGAAGGUGAAGAGGAGAUUGCAAAAUUGGGUGACGACGGUAUCCUUUCCGAUGAGUUUAGCGAAAGUGAUGUUAACGAUGGUGUCAUCAGCUAUGGCGGAACAAGAUCAAGCGUGGAGUCAGAAAGCGUUCCAUUAACAGGAUCAAGCGCAGCGCCGGUUGUAUCUACCAAGCUAUCGUCUUCUUCAAAAAGAGAAAAGUUUGGUAAAAAGUAUUUUUUGGCCAUUUUGCCGUUAGUGACAACUUUGAGAGAAGGUUUGGAGGCCGUGGUGUUUGUAGGAGGUAUUGGUGUGAGUUCGCCAGCUUCGUCAUUCCCUUUAUCAAUCGCUUGUGGACUUGCACUUGGUGCAUUGGUGGGUUACACCUUAUACAAAGGAGGAAAUAAGUUGUCAUUGCAGUAUUUUUUAAUAACGUCAACGUGUUUUCUUUACAUUGUCAGUGCUGGAUUAAUGAGUCGCGGGGUAUGGUUUCUCGAAUUAGAAUCAUUUGUUCGCAAAUGUGGUGGAUUGGAUGUCAGUGAGACUGGUAGUGGACCAGGAUCUUAUGACAUUGCUAAAAGUGUUUGGCAUGUAAAUUGUUGCAAUGGGUUAACCGACGGUGGAUGGAUGGUGCUCAAUGCUAUUUUCGGGUGGACAAAUUCAGCAACCUAUGGCAGUGUCAUCACCUAUUGCUGCUACUGGCUUUUUGUCAUUAUUUGGUUGAACAUCAAAUUAUACGAAGAGAGGGAAGGAGUGUUGCCCUUUGUUCCAAUCAAAUGGCAGUCGAAACGAAUUAGAAAAAAGAUUAGAUUAUAUGAAUUAAGAAAUAGCCAAAGCUUGCACACAAUAGAGCAGUCCCAUCAAGAAGAAGGAAUCGCCGAGGCUGAGCAACAAGGUUUGUUGGAAUAA